GCGGCGGCGGCGGCGGCCGAGGGGGCGGUGCGCUAGCUCAGUCAGUGCGAGGAGCGGGCAACGGCCACGGCGGCGGCUGCUGGGGCGUCCCACGGAGCCAUCCCCAUCCCCAUCUCCACGCGCGGGAGCCGGCGGGGCGCGCGAGAAACAAAGAGAAGCCCCGGGGCAGGGACAGGGGCCGACCUGGGAGCGCCCGCAGCGGCCGGAGGCACAGCGGGAGCCCGACUCCGGGCUCGGAGCUCCGGCAGGCAGCCCGUCGGCGCGCGGGCGCCAGGCUCGUCCCCUCCGCUGCUCCGCUGCCGCCCCUGACGGGCCCGCCCCGGGGCGAGAAGAUGCCGCGAGUCGUCCCGGACCAGAAGAGCAAGUUCGAGAACGAGGAGUUCUUCAGGAAGUUGAGCCGCGAGUGCGAGAUUAAAUACACCGGCUUCAGGGACCGGCCGCACGAGGAGAGGCAGGCGAGGUUCCAAAAUGCCUGCAGAGACGGGCGCUCGGAAAUCGCUUUUGUGGCCACAGGAACCAAUCUGUCUCUCCAGUUUUUUCCGGCCAGCUGGCAGGGAGAGCAGCGACAAACACCUAGCCGGGAAUAUGUCGACUUGGAAAGAGAAGCAGGCAAGGUAUAUUUAAAGGCUCCAAUGAUUCUAAAUGGUGUUUGUGUCAUCUGGAAAGGCUGGAUUGAUCUACAGAGACUGGAUGGCAUGGGUUGCUUGGAAUUUGAUGAAGAACGAGCCCAGCAGGAGGAUGCCUUGGCCCAGCAGGCCUUUGAAGAGGCUCGGAGAAGGACACGUGAAUUUGAAGACAGAGACCGGUCUCAUAGGGAGGAAAUGGAGGCAAGAAGACAACAAGACCCUAGUCCUGGUUCCAAUUUAGGUAGUGGUGAUGAUCUCAAACUACGUUAAUUAGCAACAACGCAGAGUGCCCAUCCCAUCUUGACAUAUAUAUUGCUUCAACUUAGCAGAGAUAAUUGAAUAAAAGACCAGAAACUGUGAUAACUGGAUAUACUAUGGUCUGUUUCCUGACCUUAAGCAGUCCACAGGCAUGAACUGCCAUGGUUUGCACUAUGUUCAUGUUAUAAUACCUGCAUUUCUCCUUUUAGGCAUGUAGCUAGUGAUAGUUUGAAAUAUUGUUUUACUAUGCAAGCUUAAUUUUUUUGUCAUUACUUUAGUAAAAUUAAAAUUUGUCCAACUGUAAAACUAUUUUCUCCUAUCAAUUCUAAUUAAGGAGUUAAUAUCAUUAUAAAAAUAGGUCAGUUGAAUUUUUCUACACAUUUUUAAUUUUUUAUGGACUUUUAGAAAUUUUGGUUAUUGCUUCAUUUUAGAUAUGCAUUCUUAAAUUUUUUGCCAUUUUUUUUCUUUUCUAAGUGUAAAAUAUCAGCAAAGUGAUAUUUUUCACAUUGUUUUUACGUUAUUUACAAGCCAAACCUAGUAGCACAGAGCUGUCUACCACAACUUUCUAACAUAAGUUUCCAGUUGUUAAAGUUACAGUAUCCUUUUAUAUGCUAACAAUUGGUUUUCUUUCCUCCUUUCCUAAAUGUUUUUAAAAUUUGAUAGUUAUACAUUCUGUCCCAGAUCUAUUUUUAGAUUUUUUUUCUGUAUUGAAUGAGUUUAAGUUGUGGUUUAUUUCUUUAAAAUAUUCUACUAAAGCUCCUAAGAAGUCACAGGUUGGCUUCUGUUUUAUUCAGGGAUUUUAAAAAGUUAUUCAAAAAAGGGGAUACUGUAGCGUCUUCACAGACUUAGCAGCCGGUCAUACUGGAGACGAUGAAGAAGCAGCUACAAAGGUGAUUAUUGAAUUUUAAAAGGAAAAAAAAAAGCAUGUUUCACAUAUCUACUUUAUCUGUAUUAUGUGCCUUUUUUGUUGUUUCUGGGGAAAAAAAAUCCGGGUGAUGAAAGGACAGGCUUGUGCAGGAAAUGUUAAUCCUAUGCAGUUGAGCAGUCUAUUAUAUUCUAUGAGCUAUUCUAAGGGGAAAAAAGAAAUGGUUAAUCUUGAUGGUAUUUUCCAACAAGAUUCAUAGAAAUUAUUCAAGAAGAAUUCGUGUAAGGAUAUUUUUUUAAAAUAGGCUUCCUACCAAAAUGGUAUCGUCAUUCUGUGUUUGAAAUAAAACUGGGGAAAGUAUUGUCAUUUGACACCAAUUUCCUGGAUUUUUUUCAUAGCCAUAUUGUCAUCCAUUUAUGAACUUCCAAAAAUGUAUUUAGUUAUAAUAAAGUAAUGGAUUAUGUUAUGUAUUUCAAGGGGGGAAAUCCCCAACGGUUUCAUCUCCAGUUCAGUAAAUGAACUGAAGUUUCACUGAGGUAAUUAUAUUGAAAUUGUGUAUAAUGUAUUUGAUUGUGGAGAAAGAAAUAAUGUUCAGUAUGACUAUAGAUAGGACAGAUAAUAUCCUGUAUCUCAAAAUAAAAUUGUUGAUAUAUAUUUGAAGUCAUGCAUGAUAAGAAGUGUGUUCAAAAGAUCAUAAAUAUUAAUACAUGAGCAAAGAUCAUGUUGAUCUUUUCUAUAAUUAAGUAUUUUGAAUGCAUUAUUCUUACCUUGGUUAGUAUUUGGCAUUCUCUGACUCCCAUGUUUACACACACACACACACACACACACACACACACACAAAACACUGCUCAUAUAACCCUUAAGGAAAUAACCUUUUGAGGAGUUCUUAAAAUAAUAUAUUAAGAUCUCCACUGUAUAAAAUCCUUACUGAUUCUUACUUCUGCACUUGUAUUUUGAUUGGGAUAGUCUGAUGAUAUUAAUGUAGCACUUGGAGCAAAGGGUUUUGGCAUAUCACUAAAUAAAAGUAGAUUCAAUCACAUGUUGACAUCACUAUCUUUCUGUAAAUAUUGAAUUUCUCCUAUCACCAUUUAGCAUUGUGUUGCUUAUUAUAUAUCUUAAUGCUGGCAUUAAGAUCAUGAGCCCUUAUCUUCCAAUAGUGCAGACUUUUUAAAGUGGUACCCCUUUUUUAAGUUAUUGAUGCAAUUUUAUAUUUUUCAUAAUCUCUAUUUAAAUGAAAGUUGCAUCAUCUUUCUUGAACUCAUCUCUUUUAAAGACUUGCCUUAAGCUUCCAAAUUGCUUUUGCCACCAUUAGUCAUAUGUAUUGUCUUAUGUUUCAUUUGCUUUCAUAAUAAACUAUGUAGUGAAAACAA
This is a messenger RNA of Sarcophilus harrisii (Tasmanian devil), 3119 nucleotides long. RefSeq names its product core-binding factor subunit beta (gene CBFB). The transcript has 6 exons. The coding region runs from base 333 to 896 and encodes 187 amino acids. Gene Ontology annotation, cellular component: core-binding factor complex; nucleus. Gene Ontology annotation, biological process: regulation of transcription by RNA polymerase II. Gene Ontology annotation, molecular function: sequence-specific DNA binding; transcription coactivator activity. The record is from RefSeq and is a predicted model, not a curated record. NCBI's taxonomy places the organism in Eukaryota, Metazoa, Chordata, Mammalia, Dasyuromorphia, Dasyuridae.